AUGAUUCCUGCAAAAUUAGUCGCUCUUGUUGUGCUCUUGCUACCUGUAUGCUCCAGCAACCUAUUCAAUUAUGCUCCUACGAUUAUCACCCAUUUCAGGAAACUUCCGAGCUGUCCGAUGAGGGGCGACACUUCGAUACAAAUAAUGAGGUCUCUGUUCUAUAAAGCCCAUAACGCAUUCCGCCAUAAGGUCGCAACUGGUCAGAAAGUGUCUGAUUUAGAGUACGAUCACUCUCCUCGACUAAUGACAGGAUCGACAUACGAUUGCGAAUUGGAAGGAUAUGCGAGGGAAUUCCUCGACCGAAGUGAUUAUCAGAGAACCGGACACGCUGUCAACCACAAAGAAGGCAUAGUUAAUAAUCGUGGCAAUUGGAUGUAUGAAUUGGCAGCUGUGGUGGACGAAUGGACCAAAGAGUACGACUCAAGGACACGACUUAUGCAUCCAUAUGCACCUUAUAUGGGAUGUGCAUAUAAGCACUGGGACGGAAGUGACGGAAAGCUUCAUUUCAAAGUAGUCUGCGUCUACAGGGAUGAUCGAAGCAGAUCCGAGAUACCCCAGAAGGGAGUGUCAUGCAGCAAGAAUCAAGACUGCGGAAUAUUUGCGUGGGAUUACGAAUGCCUUGAAAAUCUUUGUUUUGCUCCAACCCGCACUGUUAUUUAUAGCUAA
Messenger RNA from Cooperia oncophora, 666 nucleotides. NCBI's taxonomy places the organism in Eukaryota, Metazoa, Nematoda, Chromadorea, Rhabditida, Trichostrongylidae. The record is from the annotation of a GenBank genome assembly.